GUAGUUCCUCCACGCGAGGUUUUGGGUAACAGUACUGUAGUUUCGUGUUUUAUGUGUUUUAGAAAAGUGUUUUCACGAUAACCUCGUAGUGGGCCACUGUGCUGUGUUGUGUUGCGUCCAGAAUGGCGGCAGACGUGUCCGGACCCUUCAAUGUGUGUAACUGACCCGGAUUUUGUCUUCAUUUGCGGCGAAUUGAAGCAGGCAGAGCUUCCAUGGAGGGUUUGGAGGAGAAGCUCAAAGGUCUGUCCAUCGCUAGGCGGGCCCGUCCUGAGGAGCCCACCUACCUGCUGGAUGUCGCCUUGCAGCCAUGUGGCCUUCUGGCUGUUUCCUGCUCCAACUUCACCAUCCACCUCCACAACAAGGACACUCUAAAGCUGGUGGGAGAGUAUCAAGGUCACAGCGGGCCACUCUGCGGGGUCACGUUUGCCCACACCUCCUCUGACCUUCUGUACUCCGGUUCUGCGGAUGGGACUGUCCGGGUGUGGGACGUCCGCCGGCCCGGGACAGAGGCUGUCCAGAAGUUUAAAAGCGAUCCAUCGCACUGUUAUUGCAGCUUCGACCUGAGCUGCAGCGAUUCACUCCUGUGUGCUGGCACUGAGCAGGUGAACAACGAGGACAGCUUCCUCGUUUUCUGGGAUUCAAGGAAACCAGGAGGUGGGCUUCUAGGGGUGUAUUCUGAGUCGCACAGUGAUGACAUCACACAGGUGCGCUUCCAUCCCCGGCAUAAAGACCGCCUGGCAUCUGGCUCCACAGAUGGCCUUGUUAAUGUUUUUGACCUCAGCCAGGGAGCAGAGGAGGAGGCGCUGCUUGCCACCUGUAACAGCAACUCGUCAGCCAGCUCGGUGUGCUGGUCCGGAGCUGACUACACCCAGCUGCUGUGCCUCAGCCACGAUGAGGGGCUGCACCUGUGGGAUCUGGGCCAGUUGGAGACAAAUGAGCCUCUCACCAUCUUCAGCACCACUGAUGCUCGCAGCCUGACUCCACUGGCUGACGGGGGAGGUGUGGAUUACCUGGUGGGGGGGCGGUGGCUGGAGGAAGCCCAGAAGCUGCUGGUGGUCGGCGGAAAGAACAGUGGGGACCUCCACCUGAUGAAGUGUGACGCUGGGGGGCUUCGUCUGCUCAGGAGCCUCGAGGGCGGCCACGCCUCCACGGUGCGCUGCUUCCUGUGGGAUGCAGCAGAGGAGGCCUUAUUCACUGGGGGAGAGGAUGCACAGCUUUUGCUGUGGAAACCAGGUGGGGAGGAGCUCACGACGGGGAAAAGGGAGUCCAUGAAGAGUGAAUCAGCUCUCAGACUCAAAUCCAGACCUCAUAACAAACACGGCUACCACAGAGAAAAGAAGACAACAUAGCAGAGAAACAAAGUGAGCAACAUGCACCUGACUGUAGAGCAUGCAGAAAGCUCUCAUUGACUGAACCAGUUCUGUGUUUGAAUAUUUAAUAUUUUAAUAUUUAAAGCAGCCCAGCUUUUGAGGAAGAUGUCAACAAAGAGAUUAAAAUGGUAUUCGUUGUUGAUAGAUGCUGUUUUACUGUGCAGUCUCCUGUUUACAAAGAAACCAGCUCAUAGGAAAAGUGUGAACAGGUGACUUUGAAUGGACAAAUUGCAUUUUAGCCUUUGAUAGACAUCUGCCAGACCUAGCUAACAAACAUGGUCAGUAUUUUAAUGUGAAAAGAGCUGUGUGUGUCUAAUAAAAAUGUUGUCAUGCUGUGUGACAUGAGCACAACAA
Messenger RNA from Archocentrus centrarchus (flier cichlid), 1724 nucleotides. RefSeq names its product WD repeat domain 89 (gene wdr89). The coding region runs from base 213 to 1349 and encodes 378 amino acids. The transcript has 2 exons. Lineage: Eukaryota; Metazoa; Chordata; Actinopteri; Cichliformes; Cichlidae. Gene Ontology annotation, molecular function: protein binding. The record is from RefSeq and is a predicted model, not a curated record.